AACAGCUCGCUCGCCUGCUCCAUCACAACACACCAGCACAGGUGCAUGCGUCUCGCUCCCGGCCUGUUCUCAUCAACGACUCGAAGCGCAACUCUCACCCUUCGGCCAGCCCGCAUCCCCUUUAUCCGCGCCAUGUCCGACAUUGCCCAGUUCGUGGCGGCUGCCCAGAAGGCCGACCCUGCCCUCGCCGGCGCCGGCGACAAGGAGCAGGCGGCGAUCGCCAAGGCGACGUCCGAGGUUGCCUCCAUCGCCUCCAACUUGAAGUCCCUGAACGACAAGCUCACCCCGCUCACCUACCUCGUCGGCAACUCGCCCUCCACCGCCGACGUUGACCUGUACGCUCGCCUCCACCCCGCCGUUGCUGGUGCCCCGGCUGGCCAGCACCCCGAGCACCCCGCCGUGCUCCGCUACUUCCUGCACGUGCAGGACCUGCCCGCUGUCCACGCCGCGCAGAAGGAGCUCCCCAACGCCUUCCCCCCCGUCGACGUCGACGUCUCGUCCCUGCCCGCCCCUCCCCGUGCCGCUCCUGCCCCCAAGGUGAAGAAGGAGAAGAAGGACAAGGCCGCCGCUGGCGACGCUACCCCCGCCGCCGCUGAGGGCAAGAAGGAGAAGAAGGACAAGGCCGCCGCGCCCGCUGCUGAGGGUGCCGCUGCCGCUGCCGUUCCCGAGGGCAAGAAGAAGGAGAAGAAGGAGAAGAAGGAGAAGGCCCCCAAGGCCGCCCCCGCUGCUGCCGAGCCCACUGGCCCGCUCCCCUCCAUGAUCGACCUGCGUGUCGGCAAGGUCCUUGACGUCAAGCGCCACCCCGAUGCCGACUCGCUCUACGUCGAGUCGAUUGACGUCGGAGAGGCCGAGCCACGAACCGUGUGCUCCGGUCUGGUCAAGUACAUGACCGAGGACGAGAUCCGCGGCGCUACCAUCAUUGUCGUGUGCAACCUCAAGCCCGUGACCAUGCGCGGUGUCAAGUCGUUUGCCAUGCUUCUCUGCGCGUCGUCAAAGGACGGCAAGGACGGUGGCGUCGAGUUUGUUCUCCCCCCUGCCGGUGCGCAGGCCGGAGACCGCGUCUACUUUGAGGGCGAGAAGUACGAGAACGCCACCCCCGAGCCCCAGCUCAACCCCAAGAAGAAGGUGUUCGAGACCAUCCAGCCCAACUUCUCCACCCUCGACAACCUCGAGGCCGUCUGGACCGACCCCGAGACCAAGACGGUCCACCGCAUCCGCACAAAGGACGGCGUCUGCAAGGCCAAGUCGUUUGCCGGCGCCAGCCUCUCGUAGACGACCACCAUCUAGAUGCAGAUAGCGUGUACGUUAGGCGUGCCAUCUUGAGGGUGCAUCAUGAAGUCAUGACAUGGGUGUGGAUUAGUGGCAAGGUGAUCUGAGCUCUUGUGUUGUGGCGGCCGUUGGUGCGUGGCGCCUCGCACCUGCAGCUCGGUUCCACAAACCCCUUUCUAAGGACAAUGAUGCAUGCCCGCAAGGCCU
Molecule: messenger RNA, 1476 nt
Organism: Vanrija pseudolonga
Lineage: Eukaryota; Fungi; Basidiomycota; Tremellomycetes; Trichosporonales; Trichosporonaceae
Gene: SPAC30C2.04
Product: tRNA-aminoacylation cofactor arc1
Exons: 4
Coding region: 46-1272 (408 amino acids)
Molecular function (GO): tRNA binding
Source: RefSeq, a predicted model, not a curated record